Messenger RNA from Colossoma macropomum (tambaqui), 2656 nucleotides. RefSeq names its product G-protein coupled bile acid receptor 1. The coding region runs from base 363 to 1409 and encodes 348 amino acids. The transcript is spliced from 2 exons. The record is from RefSeq and is a predicted model, not a curated record. Gene Ontology annotation, cellular component: membrane; dendrite. Gene Ontology annotation, biological process: chemical synaptic transmission; G protein-coupled receptor signaling pathway, coupled to cyclic nucleotide second messenger. Lineage: Eukaryota; Metazoa; Chordata; Actinopteri; Characiformes; Serrasalmidae. Gene Ontology annotation, molecular function: neurotransmitter receptor activity; G protein-coupled serotonin receptor activity.
CUCUGUAGGUCCGCUCACACACAUCCACUUCACAGUCUGCUCUGCCUGCUGAGUGCUUCCUCUCUGAGUGCUAUCCUCACUGCAGCUUUUGUCUGCUUGUGGCAAAAAAAGGAUUCAGCAGCAUCAGGAUGAAAAGAAAACCUAACAUGAAGAAAAGGAGGACUUUACAAAUGUAGUCUCUGUAUUGGCUUGCCUGAUGGCUGGUGUACGACCUUCUUGCCUGACCCCUGCCACACUAGUCUCCAUGGUAAUGAAGAGCUGAUGGGUUUCUUGGGGUUUUUUGUCCACUGCUGUAUGCUUCACAUGAAAAAGGGUGGACCUCUCAUUGCAAGAUGAUGUAGAAGUAACGGGAAGCAUGUACAAUGACCACCAUGGUUUGCAACGACACGAGGAGCAACGGACAGGAAGCACAGCUGAUCUAUGCCAUCACUCUGCCUCUGUCCGCCACCAUCAUCCUGGCCAAUCUACUGAUCAUUUUGGGCAUUGCCUGUACUCGCCAGCUCCACAACCCCCGUAACUACUUGUACCUGAGCCUGCUGGUGGCUGAUCUGUGCAUGGGCGUGGCCUUGCCCUUUAUCCCCUGGAUGAGCCUGAUCCGUCCUCUUGGCUUCUCCUCCUGCCUGAUGGUACACAUCUUCCCCAACUUCCUAUUCCUGGCCUUUAUUUUUAACCUGGUGCUGGUAUACUAUGAGCGCUACCUGAGUAUUGUCAGCCCGCUGCUACCAGGCCACUUCUGGCCACGUAGCCGCUUUGUUCCAGCCCUGCUGGCCGUGUGGUUGCUCCCUCUGGUCUAUGCCUUGCUGCCCGCUUUUGGCUGGAACAACAGGUAUGGGCUUGACAAGGUCGGCAGUGGUUGCUGUCCUGCAGCCAAUGACACAGUCCACCCCGGCUGUCCUGUGGCCAUACCUAAAGACAACUGUUGCAUAUACCAUAAUGUCUUUCCAGAUACCUUCAUCUACUUGGAGGUUUAUGGCCUGCUGGUGCCUGCCAUUGUCUCCAUUGCUGCCAUGACUGGCCGGGUUCUGUGGAUCACACGGGGUCAGAUGAGGGACAUUCAGCGGCAGCAGCGGGCCGUGAACAGCGCAGAGCAGCGGCGCAAGCUGGAGCUGCGCUAUGCUCGCUGCGUGGCCACUGUCUCCCUGGCCUUCCUUGCCUGCUGGUUGCCGUACAUCGUCUACACACAUUUGUGCAUGGUCUUCCUGCAGAAUCAUGAACCACAGGUCAACCGCACUGCCCACAUUGUGCUCUCUUGCACUGGUGUGGGUGGCAUGUCCACAGUGCCACUCCUCUUGGGUCUUGCCAACAGGGAGUACACCAACCCUGCCAGGAGACUGUUGCGCAAGGUGUGGCACCGCUGGCACAGGACGCAGCAACAAAGGGAUGUUAACCUUCAGAUGUUUCACAGUUAAAACUGGGCAUUGACAGUGGAUGGCACUGGAUUAUUGGAUAUCAAUAUAUUAAUGAGCAGAGUGAUCUACAGAGAUUAUAUGUGAAUUGUUUUGUAGACUUGAGUUAUACUCCUCUGUAUUUCACUGAAAAGAUUUGAGGCUUGAUACUUUCUUGCUGGUUUAUUCCCUUUCAAAUCUCCAGAUUUCAGAAAAGAUCAUCUCACAUUUGCUUAAUUCACACAGGAAAUAAUAGCAUUUUGAGUCUUUAAAAAGUGGGUGUGGCCAUAAUGCUUGCAGUUUUCAAUUUAAAAGUAGUAUUUUCCCAACAUUACAUGUACAAACCCUAUUUCAAAAAACUUAGGACAGUAUGGGAAAUACUAAUAAAAACAGAAAGCAGUGAUUCAGUUUGACCUGCAUUUCAUUGAAAACUAUUUAUAUUGUUUUACCUUAUGAACUUUGUUUUAAUAAAUAUAUGCUCAAAUUUGAUGUCUGCAAAUGUUCUAACAAAGUUUGGACAGGAGCAGUUUUUCCACUCUGUUACAUCACAUUUCCUUUUAACAGCCUUUAAUAGUCAGUUGGAGACUGAAGACACAAACUGAUCCAGUUUUGAAAGCAAAAUUUUUCCCAUUCUUUUGGUAUACAAGUGUUCAGCUGUGCAACUGUACAGGGCCUGUGUUCAGUGGUAAUGGUCCCUUCACGUAUGUGCAGGUUACCCACUAAUAACCUUCCACUGUGCAUAGUACAGUCUUAAUUUGUAGUUGGGCAGUUGAGAGACGGUAUUUAUUGACAAGAAUUUUUCAAAGUAUUCCUGAACCCAUGUGGUGAUAUCCAUCACAGAAACAUGACGGAUUUUAACGCAGUGAGGUCUAAAUGGUCGCACAAAGAGAUUUCCCUGGAUUCCCUAAAUCUUUGGAUGAUAUUAUGCACUGUAGAGGGUGAAAUACUUACAGUCCUUGCAAUCCCUGGCUGAGGAACGUUAUGUGGAUUUUUUGCUCAUUUUUGGCAAAGUGGUGAGCCUGGACCCAUCCUUGCUCACAAAGGAAUUGGCCUUUCCUGGGUGCUCCUUUUAAAUUCAAGCAUGAUUGCAUUACCUGCUUAAGAUGUUUUUAAACAUUUUAUAAUAUUCUUAAUCUUAAAUUAGCUUCUGUCCAGCUUUUUUAGAACAAGUUGCAGGAAUCAAUUUCAGAAAGAGUGUAUAUUUACAGAAAAACAGUGAAAUUGAUAAGAUAAACCAUGAAAUAUCUUGUCUUUGUAUUGUUUUUGUUCAA